AGAGUUCCCCAGUUUUAGCCCGACUUGCUGCGCUGGCGUUUAUGUUUACCUCUACGGAGACUGGUCUGUUCAUUGGCAUAAACCCAUAAUUCAGAAAUAAGAAACUAUUCCGGAAACACAAAUGUAACCUUUCUCCCAUCGCAUCGCAGAACUGGUUUCCGCACAGCCGCAUAAUACUAAUACAGUGUCGAAGAGGUCAAAUGAAUAAGGAGAUCAUGUCACGCGUCGUGAAGAAGAGGCAGGCAGACCCGAAGGUGGUCCAGAACAUCUGGACGGCCAUCGAAGUAAUCCGAAACCAAAAACAGAUCGCAAACAUGGACAGGAUUUCAAAGUAUCUGAGCCGUGUGUUCGGGGUGCACCCCAAAGAGACGGCUCGGCAGCUGGGCCUGGCGGUGAAGGACGGGCUGGUAGUGGAGACCCUGACCGUGGGCUGCAAAGGCUCCAAGGCCGGCAUCGAGCAGGAGGGCUACUGGCUGCCCGGAGAUGAGAUGGAGCAGAUGGCUGAAAGGAGUAAGGACUGGGAGGCGGAGAGCCACGACAUUAAUGAGCUGCACCUCUGCAAGAACUGCUUCUACCUGUCCAACGCCCGGCCCGAUAACUGGUUCUGUUACCCCUGUGUGCCCAACCAUGAGGUGGUGUGGGCCAAGAUGAAGGGCUUUGGUUACUGGCCUGCCAAGAUCCUGCAGAGAGAGGACAACCAGGUGGAUGUGCGCUUCUUCGGACACCAGCACCAGAGGGCCUGGAUCCCCUCGGAUAACAUCCAAGACAUCACAGUAAGCAUACAGCAGCUGCAGGUGAAACGCAGCACUGGCUGGAAGAAGGCGUGUGAGGAGCUAGCCCUGUACCAGCGUUUCUUGCGUGAAGGCCGCCUCUGGAGGGAGAGGGACAGGGACCGGGAGAAGACCAAGGCAGAGGACCGGACAGAAGAGGAACCGGAGUCCAGCAUAUCCUCCACCAGUAACGAGCAGCUCAAGUUAAGCCAAGAACCCAAACCCAAGAAGGCACGGCGGGGGCAGACGGUGGAGACCAAGGAGGAGGAGCCGGAACCAGAGGUGGAGGCUGUCAGUUCCAGCCAGGAGAUUCCCACCUCGCCCCAUCAGCCGGAGAAGUUCUCAGUGUCUACCCAGACACGCAAGGCCAGCACGGCGUCGCCCCGCACGCUACACCGUAGCACCCAGACGACCACCGACAGCAGCUGCCAAAACCGCUGCCACGAGAAGUACACCAAGAUCUUCAACGACGUCAAGGAGAUGAUGAAAGUGGACAACAAGCGCGAGACCGAAAGGGUGGUACGGGAGGCGCUGGAGAAGCUGCGUUCCGAGCUGGAGGAGGAGAAGAGGCAGGCGGUCAACAAGGCUGUGAGCAGCGUUCAGGCCGAGAUGGAGCGCAAGUGCAAGCAGGUGAAGGAGCGCUGCAAGGAGGAGCUGGUGGAGGAGCUGAAGAAGAUGGUGGCCCAGCACAAGACCAUCAUCUCCCAAACCAAGAAGAAGCAGUGGUGCUACAACUGCGAGGAGGAGGCCAUGUACCACUGCUGCUGGAACACCUCCUACUGCUCCAUCAAGUGCCAGCAGGAGCACUGGCACGCCGACCACAAGCGUACCUGCCGCCGGAAGAGGUGAAGGCCCCGCCCAUGCUGCCACUGCCAGCCAAUCACUGUGUAGCAAAAGCCCUCUGGCCUCCAGGUCAUUGGGUCCUUUUUCCACUUCUCCCACCUACCACUUCUUGCCUCCACCAGCGAUUUAACACUCUGUGGACUGGGAACUACGCACAGAGCUGGAAAAUCUCUCUGUCUGCCCCUAUCUGUUUAUUUAAUUUGUCCAAAAGGUUUUUUUUUUUUAUUAUUUUUUAUUUCAAAAAUCAUGAUCCGAUCACAUGAGGGGAAAGACUCGGAUGGAUUUAUUUUUAUUAUUAUUAUUUUUUUUUUUUUACUGAAGUGCUGAUUCUACCUGUGUUGGAGAAUGUGUUAUUUAAGUGUUUAGCUAAAGUCGAGCAUUAACUAAAUACAUUUUAUUACCUGAAUUUUUUAAAUCACGUUUCUUACUGUAAAUGGUAACAACGUCAAACAAACAAAAAAAUUAUCUCGAUGUUGCUCUUAAGUAUAACGAUGAUGGAAAGGCAAAAUACUCACUUUGAUAAAAAAAAAAAAAAGAAAAUAUAUAUAUAAAAAUGUGUAAAAUGCUGAUUAAAAAUCAAAAUGCUUUCAAGACUAACGCAGGUCAUGAGGUAACUAUACUGGUGUGUGUUUGGAUGGGAGCCAGUGGGGGGGAUUUCAGCCCCGUCAGACUAAGAGUCGUCGUUGGGAACAGGGUCUAAGGUCCGACGUUACAUCCGGCGGACAAAAAAAAAAAAAAAAAAAAAAAGACAAAAAUCUUCCUUUGAUGAUUAAUUCAUAUACUUUGUGUUGUCCUUUAAGUACGCUGUAAUUUUUAUGAGUCAAUUUUUGAUUUUCUCUUUGAGCCUAAAAAAGAAAUCCGGGGCGUAGACCUGUUUGGACCUUAAAGGUUUUUAGAAAUGUCAUGGUUUGCACACGCUGUUUGUCGUCCAACAUGAGCAAGUGUUUUUGAAAUGAAAACAAAAAGCCAAAUUCUACGAUGUUGUGCCCGUUUUUACACAAUACCUACGGGAUAGAUAUUUCCUGCUUUAUUUCUUUCUUUUGAUUGGCAUCAGUGACAUUGUUAAAUGUGAUGUGUCUACCAUUAGUCUGGUACAAUAUGAGACUAGUUACAUCUCCUGACUGCUUCUGCUGUACUUUGUGUUCAGAGGCUGUUCUGCUAGCAGUGUCUUUACUACCUGGAACCAAGUGCAUGUGGAUUCAAUGUUUCAAAAUUCAAUUACAAAAAAAAAAAAAAAAAAA
Molecule: messenger RNA, 2854 nt
Organism: Paramormyrops kingsleyae
Lineage: Eukaryota; Metazoa; Chordata; Actinopteri; Osteoglossiformes; Mormyridae
Source: RefSeq, a predicted model, not a curated record